AGUAGGAAACGCUGCCCUCUCUCCCUCCGUGACCCCUGGCCCUUCUUUCCCGCCCUUCCUCCCUCCCUCCUUCCCUCCCGCCGCUGUCGCUGCUGGCGUCUGCGCUCCGCGGGGAGCUUCCCGGCGCGGCGAUGGGGUCUCGGGCCUCCACGUUACUGCGGGACGAAGAGCUGGAGGAGAUCAAGAAGGAGACGGGCUUUUCCCACAGUCAGAUCACACGCCUCUACAGCCGGUUCACCAGCCUGGACAAAGGGGAGAACGGGACUCUCAGCCGGGAAGAUUUCCAGAGGAUUCCAGAACUUGCCAUCAACCCACUAGGGGACAGGAUCAUCAAUGCCUUCUUUUCAGAGGGAGAGGACCAGGUAAACUUCCGGGGAUUUAUGAGGACUUUGGCUCAUUUCCGACCCAUUGAAGAUAAUGAAAAGAGCAAAGACGUCAAUGGACCAGAACCACUUAACAGCCGAAGCAACAAACUGCACUUUGCUUUUCGACUAUAUGAUUUGGAUAAAGAUGACAAGAUCUCUCGUGAUGAGCUGUUACAGGUGCUACGCAUGAUGGUUGGAGUGAAUAUCUCAGAUGAGCAGCUGGGCAGCAUCGCAGACAGGACCAUCCAGGAGGCCGAUCAGGAUGGAGACAGUGCCAUAUCUUUCACAGAAUUUGUUAAGGUUUUGGAGAAGGUGGAUGUGGAACAGAAAAUGAGCAUCCGAUUUCUUCACUGAAGGACAAGAGACCAAGCUGUUCUUGCUUUCUAGUAUUUAAGAACUGGAACAUAGGCAUCUCCUGCCCGCCAGCCCCACAUCCACCCACCAGCCCCCUUCUCCCAGAGAACUACUGCUGUUGCAUGACAACCCCAAAUCUGUGCUGUCCACACAAGCCUGCCUUUGGUCUAUAAACAGGGCAUUACAGAAUGGUACCCCCACCCCACCCAGUCUAUUUCUGUUCAAUAUCCAUGCACCGUUCUCCACUUAGAAAUACCACCUUCCUCUCUCUGCUGCUGACACUCCCCCUCCAAGCAUUGUGAGACAGUGUGAGAGGGACUCGCACCAAGAACCAGCCAGCAAAGCUCUCACUGGAUGUAGACUAGCCACGCUGCCUCCCCUCCAGUGAAGCUCCACCGUGCCCUGCGUCCUUGUAUGUGUUCUUUGUGCCCUACUUGGCACCUACCACCCAAUAGUCUUUCAGCUUUCCCCUGCUUUUUACUGAGCCUCAAAUCCCUCGGUACUACUUGGCACCCAAGCUAUGCCUGUUCGAUCUCUUUCUGACUUGGCAGGAUGGUUCGGUGGUCUGGCAGUUUUUAAUCUACCUUCAUUGAAUGGUUAAUGGAUCUCUGGACGUUGCCUUUCCAGGAGCUUUCAGUCACCAAAUCUCUUGGAAGAAUGUGAGCCUUUCUUAGUCCCCUGCCCUGUUGUGUCAUCAAAAGGCUUCCAAGUGGAGACGUCCUUGAAAGGCGGCCUUGUCGGGAAGAGCAGAGCUGUGUCCUAGGUGACGUUCCUGGUCAGUGUACUGCUGGCUUCUGAUUCUCAACUUCAUAUACCUGCAUCCCUCCUCUUGCGAGGGCAGUGUUGACUGUUCAGAAAAUUGUCCUGCCUGCGAGUUUGCUUAGCUUUGGGACAUUGUCACCACUACCAUGGCUGCUCUUGACAGUAUGCUCGGGAACCGUCUUGUGGCCUUUUUUUUUAAACAUGGAUGCCCUGGGAAGCUACUCUGCAGAGUGGGUUAUUCCUCAGUGUUGCAUGCCCUGAAUUCAUUUCCAUUUCAUAGGCCCAAGCAGAAAGGCUAGUGCUACAGAAGUGCCUAACUUAUCCCAGUCCAAAACAAUUGAACGGUUGUGUCUUGAAGGUUUGCACACAAAGUCUUUACGAAUUUUACACAUGGGCAAAUUCCAGUGCUGGAAGCCAUAGUCAGCUUCUACUACACGUCCAAAGCAUUGGAUGUACUCAGUCAUUAGCUGCCUGGUUACAUUCGUUUCCUUGCUCCUAGAGUGGACCACUGCAAAUCCCUCAGAAACAAGAGAUCUGGCACUGGUGGCACAACCUAAGGUGGCAUUCGAGGUGUUUGAGGGAGCCAGAGCAACUGUUCUUUUACUGCCAGAGUUAACUUAGUUUAGACUUAAUUGGAUCAGCUGAUUGCUGCCCCGUAUGUAUGAGUAUUUAUUCAUAUAUCUGUCCUUGGCUAAUAUUCUCUGAUUUACUGCUUUCUUGCUUGCCUGCUUGUGUCCUUGCUUUGAAAAACAAUUCUUUGGGAAAGCAGUUGCUUUAGG
Molecule: messenger RNA, 2260 nt
Organism: Dipodomys ordii (Ord's kangaroo rat)
Lineage: Eukaryota; Metazoa; Chordata; Mammalia; Rodentia; Heteromyidae
Gene: Chp1
Product: calcineurin-like EF-hand protein 1
Exons: 7
Coding region: 132-719 (195 amino acids)
Molecular function (GO): calcium ion binding
Source: RefSeq, a predicted model, not a curated record